AAAACACGGAGCUAUGGCGGACCAGCUGACAGACGAGCAGAUAUCCGAAUUCAAGGAAGCCUUUAGCCUCUUCGACAAAGAUGGCGAUGGUUUUAUUAAUCUCUUCUCCCACAUUUCUUCAGUUUCUCGGAUCCGUUGCAUCACUACCAAAGAGCUGGGAACAGUGAUGCGUUCUCUGGGACAAAACCCAACAGAGGCUGAGCUUCAGGACAUGAUUAACGAGGUUGAUGCAGAUGGAAACGGAACCAUCGACUUUCCCGAGUUCUUAAAUCUUAUGGCUAAGAAGAUGAAGGACACUGAUUCAGACGAAGAGCUAAAAGAAGCAUUCAGGGUGUUCGACAAAGACCAGAACGGUUUCAUCUCCGCUGCUGAGCUACGCCAUGUGAUGACCAAUCUCGGUGAGAAGCUAACGGAUGAGGAAGUUGAAGAGAUGGUCCGUGAGGCUGAUGUUGAUGGAGAUGGUCAGAUUAACUACGAAGAGUUUGUCAAGGUUAUGAUGGCUAAGUGAUGGAAGAAAGUUGGUGGGUAUUGGGUAUAAUAAAUAGACAGUAUUUUCUCUUUGGUUUAUGCUUUUCUUGUUGUGCGACUUUUAUGGUAUGGAAAGCAAUUAAAUUGGACUGAGAAGCUAACUUGCAUGUUCAGUAAAAGACUAAAAGGAUGGUAGCGUACGCAAAUGUUUU
Molecule: messenger RNA, 680 nt
Organism: Eruca vesicaria subsp. sativa (arugula)
Lineage: Eukaryota; Viridiplantae; Streptophyta; Magnoliopsida; Brassicales; Brassicaceae
Source: the annotation of a GenBank genome assembly